Coniophora puteana RWD-64-598 SS2 is the source of this 1221-nucleotide messenger RNA. RefSeq lists its product as uncharacterized. The transcript has 3 exons. The record is from RefSeq and is a predicted model, not a curated record. Bases 118 to 987 code for a protein of 289 amino acids. NCBI's taxonomy places the organism in Eukaryota, Fungi, Basidiomycota, Agaricomycetes, Boletales, Coniophoraceae.
GUCGCCGUUGCAACACCCAACGUACAGCGUUCGAUAGCACCAGAACCAGCAGAGCACAGGCGUAGAAAGCAGACAAUUGAGCGGGCAAAGGCAAACCACCUGUCGAGACAACUGCAGAUGCGACUGCAGUACGCCAAGCUCAAAGUUGAACAUGGCUGGCAACGUCAAAACCUGACCGAAGUCGAGAAUCUCUACUUCCACCACUCUGGUCGCAUAGGACGUCCCGCUGCUCCCCCGCCAAAAGUCGUCACCAUUCCCCCUGCGGAUCAGCCAAUGCUCCCAUCCGCCUUUAACUUCACCUCGGACCAGUUUCCAACGACCUCCUCUCACCUCAAGUCACCCACACCACCAGUCGCUCAACCUCCCAUAUCCUCCGACUCUGCUCGCACACCUACUCCUCAGGCGGCCGUGCAGCCCAGCUCUCAGAACCAGCCCCCUGACCACUCCUCUCGUCGCUCUGGCUCUCCGUCCCAGUCGAUCACGGACUUGCGUACUCCCACUCCACCCAUGACAACCUCGAACCUCCAGUCGCAACCGUCCGUAUCCAAACUUCCGUCUACAUCCUUACCGCCGUCAGCAUAUCAGCCCGCACCUUCAACAGGACAAAGCGUCGGUAGUGGAAAUGGCUCCCCAAACCUCACAUACGACUCCUUUUGGUCCUCGCACUCCCUCUCCAACAUGGCCCUCACCUACCGCAUGCGCACGACCACCAACUCAUCAUCCGGUGCGCCGGCCCCUUCUUCACCGCACGGAUCUGCCUCGUCUCUUCAUGCCCCUGUGGCUACGACUAACACGGGAGUCAGCACUCCAAACACGAACGGAAACUCGACGCUCCCUCCGAGCAUGGGCGCUUAUGGUGCACUCCCAGUCGCUCAGCACGCCCAGUUGUACGCUGCGAACGCGGGCAUGAUGGGCAUGCCGGGUAUGACGGGAUACGCACCCGCAGCUGUCGGUGUGCAGUCGUCUACCGGGCCAUCCGCGUCUUGAGCGUUCUGUGGAACACACGUCCGGUCUCUCCUUUUCAAUCACUUCUAUACUCGCUCAUCCUCCGUCUCUUCCUGCAUAAUCGUCCGCAUACUGUACAUCCUCCCCAUUUAACUAUGAUCGCUCUUCAUUGGCUUGCUGGAUCCAACCCCUUGGUUCGUUGUUUGCUUGCUUCCUCGAUUUGCUUAUCUCUUCACGCUCGUACGAGCCUACCUUGCUCUCUGUCACGCCCGUCCG